UUAUCUUAUAACAUUUUAAGUUUAAAUGUGAGACAUAACAUAUACUUGAAUUGUAAUGACAUACAGGUAACACGUCUUAAGUGCGGUGGUUUCAUUUUUGCUCUUCGUCUAAACCACACAAUGAGCGACGCAGCAGGUUUGGUUCAAUUUAUGAAUGCCUUAGGAGAAAUAUCUCGUGGCAUGAACGAACCUUCAAUUCCACCAGUGUGGUAUAGAGAGCUUUUGAAUGCAAGGGACCCACCAAGAGUGACGUGUACUCAUCGCGAAUACGAACAAAUACCCGACACUAAAGGAACCAUCAUCCCCUUAGAUGACAUGGACCAUCGCUCUUUCUUCUUCGGUCCCACCGAGGUAGCGGCAAUUCGCGCUCUCCUUCCACCUCACCAACAACAACAUCGACCCUCCAAUUUCGAGAUCCUCACGGCAUGUCUCUGGCGUUGUCGAACAAUAGCGUUGCAACCGGACACAGAAGAGGAAGUUCGCAUAAUCUGCGUCGUCAACGCGCGUGCCAAGUUUAAUCCUCCGUUACCUAACGGUUAUUACGGUAACGCUAUUGCGCUUCCCGUUGCAGUUACAACUGCUGGGAAACUAAUUGAAAAUCCGUUGGAGUAUGCAUUGGAGUUAGUUAGGAAAGCAAAAGCUGAUGUCACUGAAGAAUAUAUGCAUUCAAUUGCAGACUUAUUGGUUACACACGGUCGACUACAUUUUACUGUGGUGAGAUCGUAUCUUGUGUCGGAUGUGACACGUGCUGGUUUUGGAGAUGUGGAUUAUGGUUGGGGGAAAGCUGUUUAUGGUGGGCCAGCUAAAGCAGGAGUUGGUGCUAUUCCUGGUGUUUGUAGCUUUUACAUACCUUUUAAAAAUGAUAAAGGAGAGGAAGGUUUGGUUAUGCCGGUUUGUUUGCCAACUCAAGCAAUGGAGAGGUUUGUUAAAGAGUUGGAUCAUGUGCUCAACAACAACAACAACAUUAACCAAACUAUUAAGGGUGGUAAAAAAUCUGGUUUUAUUAUUUCUUCAAUGUUGUAGACUUAAAGAAAACAUCCCAAACAAAUAAAGAAAUCCCCAUAAUCUUUGUUGCCCUUCAAACCAUCAUAGACAAGCAAGCUAUUCAGGACAAAGAGCAAGCUAUUUAGCGGGACUGGAUGGCUACUCAGCUUGCUCCUAAGCUCGAACUUGAGUCUCCAUUGCCUAAUCCUUCUCCAAUUUUUCUUGACAUACCUCAGUCGUCACGGUCUCCGUCAUAUGAUGGGUCUUCACCUUCAUUGUCUUUCUGGUUUAACUUUAGAUUAACUCUCUUAUUUCUUUUUUCCGGAGAAGUUAUUUA
Messenger RNA from Cicer arietinum (chickpea), 1321 nucleotides. Its product is annotated as benzyl alcohol O-benzoyltransferase-like. NCBI's taxonomy places the organism in Eukaryota, Viridiplantae, Streptophyta, Magnoliopsida, Fabales, Fabaceae. The record is from RefSeq and is a predicted model, not a curated record.